GUCUAUGCCACGAUGUAGGCCAUCCAGGUCGUAAUAAUGCAUUUUUUUCUAAUGCAUUAGAUCCAUUAGCUCUUCUGUAUAAUGACAGAGCUGUCUUAGAGAAUUAUCAUUCUUGUCUUACAUUCAAAACUCUUGAGAAACCUGAUUGUGAUCUAUUUGCUGCACUUAGAACCAGGGAGUAUUUAAUUGUAAGAUCGCAAAUAAUAGAAUUAAUUCUCGCUACAGACAUGAAGGGACACUUCGAGACUGUCUCUAGAUUUAGGGUACGGCGAAGUGCACCAGAUUUUGAUUUAUAUAGCGAAGAAGAUUUUUGGUUUUUAGCAAAAAUGAUUAUAAAGGCGGCAGAUAUUUCGCAUUGUGGUGUUGAAUGGGGAGAACACUUUGAAUGGUGUCAGAGGGUACUUAAUGAAUUCUAUAAUCAGGGAGAUGAGGAGCGUCUGCGUUCUUUGCCUAUUUCUCCUCUUUGCGACCGUGAUAAACAUGCAGAUGCUCCUAAAAGCCAAAUGGGUUUUAUUAAUUUUGUUGCUAAACCUCUUUUUGACGAACUUGCAGCAGUAGAUAUAGGGGGAGCUGUAGAAGCAGCAGCAGCAGCAGCAGUGGCAGUGGUUUGCCUCCUGUGGCAGCUGCUGCAGUUGCUGCAGCAGCAGCACGCGUACAGCUCAGUGCAGCAGCACCUCAUGGCAGCAAACUACAAAUAUUAA
Messenger RNA from Eimeria maxima, 701 nucleotides. Its product is annotated as 3',5'-cyclic nucleotide phosphodiesterase, putative. Gene Ontology annotation, molecular function: 3',5'-cyclic-nucleotide phosphodiesterase activity. Gene Ontology annotation, biological process: signal transduction. The record is from RefSeq and is a predicted model, not a curated record. The annotation marks the transcript as partial. NCBI's taxonomy places the organism in Eukaryota, Apicomplexa, Conoidasida, Eucoccidiorida, Eimeriidae. The transcript has 5 exons.